ACUCUUUCAAAACACUCUCACAGAUAGAAACAGACCAAAAACAUUCCGAUCCAAAGAAAUUCAUUAAAUUAAAUUUAAAAUAUGUCGGGUCGGCAUGAUAAAGGUGUGAAUGUUCAGGUGCUACUGCGAUGCAGGCCGUUUAGUAACGAAGAAGUUAAGAACAAUGCACCACAAGUGGUGACGUGUAAUGAGUUUCAGAGGGAAGUUGCUGUUUCACAAGCUAUUGCUGGCAAACAAAUUGACCGGGUUUUCACUUUUGAUAAGGUUUUUGGCCCUACAGCUCAGCAAAAAGAUUUAUACGAGCAAGCUGUUAUUCCGAUCGUGAAUGAAGUUUUAGAAGGAUUUAAUUGUACUAUUUUUGCUUAUGGGCAGACUGGAACUGGAAAAACUUAUACCAUGGAAGGAGAGUGUAAGAGGGCCAAGAGUGGCCCAAAUGGAGAGUUGCCAUCAGAAGCAGGUGUUAUACCUAGAUCGGUGAAACAAAUAUUUGACACAUUGGAGGGUCAGAAUGCCGAGUAUAGUGUUAAAGUUACGUUUUUAGAGUUGUAUAAUGAAGAAAUCACUGAUUUACUUGCUCCUGAAGAAAUAUCAAAAAUUGGCAUUGAGGAUAAGCAGAAAAAAAUCUUGCCUCUAAUGGAAGAUGGUAAAGGUGGAGUUCUUGUGAAAGGUUUAGAAGAGGAGAUUGUAAUGAAUGCUAAUGAAAUAUUCACGUUACUUGAAAGGGGUUCUGCCAAACGUCGUACUGCAGAGACUCUAUUAAAUAAACAAUCAAGUCGGUCACAUUCCCUCUUUUCAAUUACAAUACACAUUAAAGAGUCGACCCCAGAGGGUGAAGAACUUAUCAAAUGUGGGAAGCUGAAUCUGGUUGAUUUAGCUGGGUCAGAAAAUAUUUCUCGUUCAGGUGCAAGGGAGGGCCGUGCAAGAGAAGCGGGUGAAAUCAACAAAAGUUUACUUACUUUGGGACGAGUAAUAAGUGCACUCGUGGAGCAUCUGGGACAUGUUCCUUACAGGGAUAGUAAACUGACUCGUUUACUUCGUGACUCAUUGGGUGGAAGGACUAAAACAUGUAUCAUUGCCACAGUAUCACCAGCUGUCCACUGUCUUGAAGAGACCUUGAGCACAUUAGAUUAUGCCCACAGGGCAAAGAAUAUAAAGAAUAAGCCAGAGGUAAAUCAAAAGAUGAUGAAAACAACUCUAAUCAAGGAUCUGUAUUCUGAAAUUGAUAGACUCAAAGCUGAGAUAAAUGCCUCCCGUGAGAAAAGUGGUGUAUAUCUGCCAAAAGAGCGAUAUUACCAAGAGGAAAUGGAAAGGAAGUCAAUGGCAGAAGAAAUUAUACGAAUGGAACAUCAGAUUGAAAAUCAGCAAAAGAAAUUUGAGGAAUUGCAAACUCAAUUUAAUGCCCGUGUAGAAGAGUGUUCUGAUUUAAGCAACAAACUUGGAAUGACACAGAACAAUCUGAACCAAACCACUAAGAUGUUGGUUGAUACUGAGGAAACACUGAAAAAGUGUCAAUAUGCUCUCAAGGAGCGGGAGUUUGUCAUAUUAGAGCAAAAAAAAGCGGAAAAUGCAUUGGCUCAUCAAGCAUGUGUUCUCCGAUCCGACUUAGAGAAAUCUCUUCAGGACAAUGCAUCUUUGUUUAUGAAGAUUGCAAGAGAGGAUAAACUGAAUGCUGGUAAUAGGUCAGUUGUAAAUAAGUUUGAAUCUGAGCUGGCACAAGAUGUUGGUUCUCUUUGCAACAUGGUGGCUGCUUCUGUGUCUGAGCAAAAUGAACAACUUCAGUGCAUUGAAAAGUUUUGUGACUCAUUCAUUAUCAUUAAUGACAAGGCCAUCACUGACUUGAAGAAAAAAGUAUCCGCAUCAAGAAACUUGUAUGUUUCUCACAUUGAGGACAUGGAAAAUGUUGUACGUUUGCACAAGGCAAGUGCUAAUGGAAGUCUAGAAGAAAUAUUUGUCAAAGCUUCUUCCAAUGCUCAUUGCGUUGAAACACUAUUGGCCGAAGAAGCUGCAAAAGGACAAUCUAUAUUCGAUGAGCUCCAGGGCACUUUAUCAAAACAGCAAGGAGAGAUUGCUGUUUUUGCUAGAGACCUUCGAAAGAGAUUCGAUGCCAGCAUACAUCAUACGACAAAUAUAUCAGAGUUCAUUAAUGGUAUAUUUGAUAAGCUGAUGGAAGUAUCUAAAGAGUUAGGAAGUCAUACAAAUCAAGUUGACGAGACACAAACGAAAAAUAUUGAUGAAUUUCAGAAGGCAUAUGAGGAACAAUCAAGAUCUGAUGCACAGAAGCUUAUUGCUGAUGUCACGAGUUUAGUCUCAAGUCAUAUUAGCCGACAAAAAGAGAUGGUGGAUGCACGUUUAGCUGGUAUAAGGGAAACUGCAGCUGGAAACAAGACAAAGUUGGAUGGGCAUGUUUCUUCAAUUGUGGGAAUCACAUCAGAUGCAAAAAGAAAAUGGCAGGAGUUUUCUUUACAAGCAGAAGAUGAUGCAAAAGACAAUUCUGACUUUUCUGCUGCUAAACACUGCCGAGUUGAGUUAUUGCUACAAAAAUGUGUUGAUACUACUGAAAUAGCAAAAACUCAUUCCAGAAAGACACAUGAGUUCGUGAAUGACAUGGGUAAAACUCAUGUCUCAGAAAUGGAGAAGCUUGUCAGAGGUGCUUCUGAGAGCAAUGAGCUUCAUGAUGCCGAGGUCCGUUUUGCUAGGGAAACUGCUGAAGUGGACAUGUUAAAGAAUUGUGAGGACAUCAUUAAGCAUAUGGAAGGUACAUCAGAAGAAGAGCGAGAGGCUAUCAAUGGAAUUUUAGAAUUCACAAAAGCACAAUCAUUGAUUAUUGAGAACUUACGAGAUGAUCACACUACCAAAUCUGGUGCAAUAGAGCAGAAGACUCGUGAUACAUUCCAGCAGAAAUAUAUGGAUUACAAACCGUCCGGAACAACUCCUGUAAGAUGUGACACAGAUGUUCCAACUAAGAUAACUAUUGAGUCGCUUCGUGCGAUGCCAAUGGAAACCCUGAUGGAAGAAUUCAGAGAAAAUCAUCCAUUGGAAUCUUCGGAAGUAAAGGAUGCCAAGAUUUCACCUUCUCAACGCUCCCCUCUUACCGAAAUCAACUAAACUACAUGAUGAGUUGAUUAAUAUUUGCGACCCAUUUGUACUGUUACUUUGUAUAUUUUUAAACACGAGGAGAUAGGUGAUAGAUGGAUCAAUUCACAUAAUCCCUUCUUGGGAUUUGAUGUUUUUCUGUUGACCAAUGCCGUAGAGAUGGUUUCUUUGUGUAAUUUGUUUGCUCUGUUUCCUGUUAAGAUUCCUAUAUAUUCUGGUGUUCUAUUCUAUCAAUCAUCUUUGUUUUGAGCA
Erigeron canadensis is the source of this 3345-nucleotide messenger RNA. Its product is annotated as kinesin-like protein KIN-5C. Gene Ontology annotation, molecular function: plus-end-directed microtubule motor activity; ATP binding; microtubule binding. The transcript has 22 exons. The record is from RefSeq and is a predicted model, not a curated record. Gene Ontology annotation, biological process: microtubule-based movement. Lineage: Eukaryota; Viridiplantae; Streptophyta; Magnoliopsida; Asterales; Asteraceae. The coding region runs from base 82 to 3105 and encodes 1007 amino acids.